AUGUGGUAUUUAUUGAUAUGCAGUAUCAGUCUUCUGAGUGACUUUGUCAAUUGUAUCCCAGUAACUUCCCUACCUCAGAAAGUACUUGAAGACGUUGGAAACAAAAAUCACCAGGUUGAUAAUAUUGAAGUACAUCAUGAUAUUGAUGUUGAUCUGAAGAAUCAAGAACUAGCAAAUGAUUUGUUACCAGAUCAGGACAACAAUGAGAAAGAAGAUAAGCGGUUAAGUCACAAAGAAGAGCAGCAUCUGUCAGAUUUAGCUUUGCCUGUUGCUGUAGAUGGUAAUGCAGCACAGAGAUACAAAACUGACAGUGAUGAGAAAAAACGGAAUCUUGCAUUUAUUGGUCAAAUGAAGAAGCUGCCUUUGGAUAAACUGGUUCCUGUAGAUCAUCUUGAUGUUGUUAAAAUGGAGCAAGAUGGACACAUGAACAAAGAAUACCAUAAGGAAAUGUUUCUUGGUGAACAUGAGGAGUUUAAAGCGGAAGCAAUAGAAAAUGCUGAGGUUAAGCUCAAAGAAGUUAUUACCAAAGCUGAUAUUGAUAGAGAUGGUUAUCUGUCCAAGUCAGAAAUGGAAAAAUGGAUACUUGAAAAAAUGAUGGAGCAUUUUAAAGAGGCUAAAAGAGAGAAUACCAUUAUUUUUAAACAUUUGGAUCCGGACGGUGAUGGCUUCAUCAAAUGGAAAGAAUAUUAUGUUCAUUUCCUAUUAUCUCGUGGUUUUGACCCAAAGAAUACAUGGCAACAUAUUGUAGACUAUGAUGAUUCUAUUAAGCUGGAUCAAGAUGACAAAGAUGCAUUAGUGUCCUACAAAUUUAAAUGGACAGAUGCAGAUAAAAAUCCAACAGAUAACCAGCUUUCGGAAAAUGAGUUUAUGGCUUUUCGACAUCCUGAGCAUAGCAAGCAGUCAUUAGAGUUGAUGGCUUAUAAUGUUAUGAAAGGAGUAGAUACAAACUAUGAUGGCAUUAUCGUAGAAGCAGAGUUUGCAGCAUUGCCACCAGGUGAAGUGGAAGGAAAGGAAUUUGAAGAAAUGGACAGAAAGUGGCAGGAAGAGAGAAGAACUGAAUUCAGGGAAAUCAUGGAUGUAAAUCAUGAUAAGAAAGUAGAUUUAGAAGAGUUGAAGAAUUACUUAGAUCCAACAAAUCCAGUCCAAGCCAAACUGGAAGCUGCAACUCUGAUGUCAUUAAUGGAUGAUGACAAAGAUAAUUUGCUUUCUGUGGCUGAAAUCCUGAAACAUUCAGAUAUCUUUAUCUCUAGCAAGCUGGUCAAUUUUGCUGCAAAUGUUCAUGAUGAAUUUUAA
Molecule: messenger RNA, 1293 nt
Organism: Candidula unifasciata
Lineage: Eukaryota; Metazoa; Mollusca; Gastropoda; Stylommatophora; Geomitridae
Source: the annotation of a GenBank genome assembly